GAUAAAAACCCAGUUUGUUCGGGAAAUUGGAAUCCCAUGUCGAUCGCGAGAAACGCACACUUUGCUGCUUCUUCCUCUCUUCCUUGGCAAUUCAGGAGACAAGAACUGAAAUCAGUAGAUCCAGAGGCGAAACAGAGUGGUACUGCGGCCUGUUGAGCUGAUAAUAUAGAUCUGAGCUUGGCGCUUCUUCAAUUACGUAGAUCUCUUUGGUGGUGAAGUCGAACUCUCGUGUGCGGCAUUGAUUGUGGUAUCUUCGUUCAUCGUUCUAUCAAUCAAGAUGGUUGUGCUUGCAGCUUCUAUUGUAACCAAGUCUGGGAAAGUUCUUGUCUCUAGGCAGUUUGUGGACAUGUCUCGUAUACGGAUUGAAGGUCUUCUGGCUGCAUUCCCUAAGUUGGUGGGUACGGGAAAGCAGCAUACAUAUGUCGAGACUGAGAAUGUACGCUAUGUGUACCAGCCAAUAGAGCUUAUGUAUUUACUGCUCGUGACAAAUAAGCAGAGCAACAUUCUUGAAGAUCUAGAGACUCUUCGGCUCCUCUCUAAGCUGGUACCCGAGUAUGCUAUGUCUCUUGACGAAGAGGGUAUUUGCAAGACAGCUUUCGAGUUGAUUUUUGCCUUUGAUGAGGUCAUCUCCCUUGGGCACAAGGACAAUGUAACUGUUGCCCAGGUGAAGCAGUACUGUGAGAUGGAGAGUCAUGAAGAGAAAUUGCAUAAGCUAGUAAUGCAGAGCAAGAUCAAUGAAACCAAGGAUGUCAUGAAGCGAAAAGCUAGUGAAAUUGACAAAAGCAAGCUUGAAAAGAAUAGGGGCGAGAAGGGAGGGUUCAUGUCAUUACAAUCAAUGGGCUCUGGAAGAAUCGAGAGUAGCUUCAAUGAUAUGAAUCUUUCUAGCAGUGGAAGUGGCUUUGGAAGUGGUUCUGGGUUUGGAUUGAACACUGAUAUUGACUCGUUCUCCAGCAAGUCAAAAGGUCGUCCACCUUCAUCUGCUACUGCACCUGCUAAAGGUCUUGGCAUGCAACUUGGUAAAACUCAAAGGACAAACCAGUUCUUGGAGUCUUUGAAGGCAGAAGGUGAAGUCAUCAAUGAAGAAGUGCAACCAAGUGCAGGUCAAGUAAGAACUGUUGCUGCACCACUAACUGACCCAAUCACUCUUAAUGUGGAGGAGAAGCUGAAUGUCACUCUGAAACGGGAUGGUGGAAUAAGCAACUUUGAUGUUCAAGGGCAAUUGUCACUUCAGAUUCUUAACCAGGAAGAUGGGCUGAUCCAAGUUCAGGUUUUCUCUCCAUCUUUUCCCCUACUUUUUUUCCCUGUAAAUCUGAAGUGGCCUCCCCUAUGAGCAUGUAGGCGUGGUUUUCAAGUUGAACAUCUCCCCCUUCGGUUGUGUUCCAUUGUGUAACUUCUCUGUAUUCACAGAAUCAUUAUUUCUUUCUAGAUCUAGGUUAAAACUGUUAUAUAUUACUUAUAUCUUUAUUACAAAGAGUAAUAUUUACAUUUGGACUUUUGAGUUGGUCUUUUCUGCUAGUAGUAUAUAGCGCUGUGUUGCAUGAAGCCUGUUUAGAAACAGUCCUAUGCUUUGGUAUGAGAACUUGAUGGAAACAGGAUCUAGUGGGGUCCCUGGUAGGGUUAGAUAGCUGAGAAUUGGAUUGGGAGUUAGGGAUUUAGAAGAUAUUGGGGAUAAAUGGGGGGCGAGUUAGAGGUAGGUUAGGAUAGAAGAAAGCAAGAAGAAGAGGGGUUCGUUUGGGAGGGAGGACGAAGGAGAGAGGGAAGAGAGAGAGAGAGUGGGAGGAGAGAUUAGUUUUAGGGACAAUUUUUCUUCUGUAGGUGCUUAAUUGAAUCCAUAACCCGGUAAAUUCUCUUAAACUACCCAUAAUUAACCAUUAUCACGAAAAUACCAAAUAACACCCAAAAGCCCCUUUAAAUGUACUCAAAUAUCCCGAUAAUUCCAAAAAUACCAUAAAGCAUAAAUAAUUGUGCGAAUAUAAAAAAUAAGAUGGAAACCAGGCUUCCAUCAAAACUACAUUAAUCAUGGCGAUGUGCAUGCUGUUAACUGCGUCUUUCAAUUGGCUGUAUUAUAUUCAAGUGUUACUGAUCCGUCCCAGAGAUGUUAUUUUGUGAUGCUUUUAUACUUUGUUUCAUUCAUUUAGAUUGAAACCAGCCGGAACCAAGGCGUCAUUUUCAAGACUCACCCUAACAUGAACAAGGAACUAUUUGCAAAUGAGAACAUUCUGGGCUUGAAGGACCCAAAUAGGCCUUUUCCUACUGGUCAAACUGGUGAUGCUGCUGGAGUUGGUCUUUUGAAGUGGAGAAUGCAAAGUGGAGAUGAGUCAAUGGUGCCACUAAUAAUCAACUGCUGGCCCUCUGUGUCCGGAAACGAGACAUAUGUCAGCAUUGAAUAUGAAUCUUCGUCCAUGUUCGAUCUGCAGAAUGUGUUAAUCUCAGUUCCUCUUCCAGCUCUAAGAGAGGCACCACGUGUUAGGCAGGUCGAUGGCGAGUGGAGGUAAUGAACUUAGUUUUGUUUUUGUGGAAGGUGAUUAAAUAAAAGCGGGGUUCUAUAUACUGGGAAAUGAUACCCUCUAACAAAGUCGGCGCCAUUUGCCUUGAAAAAUAUAUUUUCUUCUUUGGGUUUAUUGGAGCUUCUUCUCAAGCAGUAAGCCAUAUCAGUGAAUCAUCGUCCAUUUUAAAUUGGAACGGGGUAAAAAUAAGCUGGAUGGAAGAGCAGUAUGUGAUUUCGGAUGUUGUGAAUCUUUGUGCAUAUAAAGAGGUCCCGGGUAUAGUAAAAGGAAAUUCAUGUGAAUGCACAUGUAGUUGUAUUGAGUACUGGCUGCCAUGAUUUUAUGUUCAAAUCGAACUGCAUAAACAUGAUAUGCAAUGCAACUGUGAGUCACUAACAUGUGUUUUCAAACUUGUAGGUUUGAUUCCCGAAAUUCUGUUUUGGAAUGGUCUAUUCUUCUUAUCGAUAACUCGAACCGCAGUGGAUCAAUGGAGUUUGUUGUACCUCCAGCAGAUACGUCAGCUUUCUUCCCCAUUUCUGUCCGAUUCUCAGCUGCUAGUACAUACAGUGAUGUGAAGGUUGCCACUGUCAUUCCUCUCAGAGGCGGAGCUCCUCCAAAAUUCUCCCAGAGGACGCAGUUGGUUACAGAGAAUUACCAAGUAGUCUGAUAACUUCAGUCCGUCUCAUUGAGUCGAAUAGCCUUUUUUUUUUUUUUUAUAAUUUUCGGCUUUUAGAUGAUGCAUUCGUCGAGUAUCGAAAGCUGGAGGAGUGGGGUAAAAGAGACGUUUAUAUAAUCCGUAAGAUUCGUUUGUCAAUUUUGAGAAUUCUGAGAUUUGGUGCCUCUUAUGUUCGGUUUCUGUUCCCGUUUUUUCGAUUGUACAAAUAGUUUCAUGGUGGUAGGCUUCUUCUCCAUCAUCUUCAGAACAUCGUCAAUUGUUAUGUACCUUGGGUCCUCAUAUAUUUUACUAAGAUCAUUAAUCAAGCUGCUUGUAGAAUGAUAAUGACUAAGAAUCUAAGAUCAUUGCUCGAAUCCCAAGUGGGUAGGGAUUGGAUAGAGACUAUCUUUGAUCUUACUAGUUGGCAACUUAAUGAAAGCUUGUUUUACCAA
This is a messenger RNA of Linum tenue, 3593 nucleotides long. The record is from the annotation of a GenBank genome assembly. Lineage: Eukaryota; Viridiplantae; Streptophyta; Magnoliopsida; Malpighiales; Linaceae.